AGGCGGCAGUCUGCACGCGCCCGCAUGCGCGCCGCGCGCAUCGUACGCGCAGCGGAAGCGCUAAAUUCAGCGCAAGAAACUAAAUACCCAAAACCGUGCGCGCCUGCCAAAUACGGCACGAAUCUCGAGUUACCCCCGCCGCGCUGGCAAGCGGCCGCAUCCACGAAAAACACGUAAAAACGCAUUUAUUUUCGUAGCGAGCCGUCUCUAAUUUUAGGCCGUAUGUUCGCAUGAAAACUGAAAGUAAUACGAGCGAUUUUGGUUCGGGCCGAGAUGUCUGUAUUUAGAUUAGAGUGCCGACCUCCGGCUGUUGAUAACGACGCGCUUUUGCAUAACCUCGCUGCGCGCAGUUGGAGCGCGGGCGCCGCGAGUGCGAUGCUGUGUGAUAGUGCAUUCUAACUGGAUUUGGAUGUCACAAAUGCUGCCCGAGGGCGGAGAAGUGAUGCGCCGCGUGGCGUGCGCCGACGUGUGUCCCGCGCCGCUCGCGCCGCCUGCGCCGCUUCAUCCCGCCAACAGGACUUCUGAAAAUAAGGAGUUACUCCGGCAGCAGCUGCUGUCAGCGAGUAAAGCACGCGCGGACAAGGGUGAGCAGCCCAAGCCCAAGCAUCGCAGCCGCCAGAAGAACCGAUGGAAGCUCAAGUUCCACCACCAGGCCCUGCCCCAAGAGUACCUUGACCACUACGAACAGAGUCUCCAAAAAGUCAAUAAAACCAAGAAACUUGAAAAACCUAAAGCGGAACCCGUCGAUCUCAACAACAUCACAAACGAGACAUUCAAAAUAUGGGCGCAAAGGUUAGCGGGCAUUCAGAAUGAAACCGGGUCUCUAACUGUACCCAACAUGGCUAAAGUACCUAAAAAAGAAGAGAAGAAGAAAAAUCCGGCCAUCGCUCCGAGUAAGAUAGUCACUUACGAAGAUCUGCCGUACAUGGGGGAGAUGACAUUAAAUAAUUCGAAGCCUAGAAGAGGCCGUAAACCCAAGAAGGCGGACAUUUGCCAUCUCAUUUAUGAAAACUACGGGACCGUUGUGCCCGGACAACCUCCGCCUCAGGUGGAGAGGAAUCAGCUUAGCAUGUGUCCGCCAUUACGAACGGAUGGGUUAAGUACAUCCAAAACCGACUUGCAAAACAAAAUUAUAUCCAAUUUGUUGGAAAGGAAGCUUUCACAGGAAAAUAAGAAAAGAUUAGAAACAUUGACGCCGCCACACUUCGCUAGUCCGGACGAGCCGAUGCCCGAAGCGCCUGUCACUAUCGCCGGUCCCUUGCACAGCGACGAGGAGCCCCUCAACCUUUGCAUAAGAGACCUGCACGAGCUGAAGAUUCAAAUUCAAAAGAAAUUCGGAAAUAUUUAUAUGUCGCUCCCUGAAGUAAAGACUGAACCUGAAACAGAAAUAAUUGAGGAUAAAGAACAGCCCAACGCCAUAUCUGUAAUCCAAAGGAACACUAAUCUUCCUACUACAGCUAGCAGCUCACCCGACCUGUCACGGUUAAACCGGAACGUGUCUCCAACGCUCUCGGAACCCGCUCAAUCAACGGCGAGUCCAGAUGGCGAUGGAAAGUUCCCCGGCUACGUGUACUGGCCUAACGCAGGCAUUUACAUGCACCCGUUGGCGCUGCAGACGCAGCUCCUCUACUACCAGAGGCUAGCGGCGUCGGGCCAGCUGCCGUUCUCACCAGAAGAACAAGAGAGGUUAUCUACCCCGAGCAGUGUUAGCGAAAGCAUAUCUACGGAACCUUCGCCACCUGUAGAAGACAAUAAGAAUAAAUUAGUUCUAAAACAAAUUUCAGAGUUACUAGAUCCUAAUGUAAUAAAGAAAACAGAGGUAUCUAAAAACCCUGAUUUGGUUAAGAUGAAGAGAUCAUCCCCAAAUCCUGUACCAGUGCAAGCGCCGGUCAAACGGAAAAGAUCGGCGAUCUUCAUUCCUCCAGUGCCCACCAAGACUAAUUCCACGACGCCUACAACAGAAGUCAGCAUCUGCAAAUUUAAAUUUACCGGGGGAUCAAAGCCCUCCUUACAAGAAAAGAAGAUGCUUUCCGUAGAUUCUGGAGGAAACUUUAGAUACUACAGCGGAACAGGCAACAAAGGGAAUAAGGGAUAUGAUUAUUUGCAUAGAGACUCCAAUCAGGGUCGAGCUCAGUUGGCUGAAGCCUCUGUUUCGAGUCAGCCUAAAGUCGAGGCACCGGCAACUGCUUUGAGCAAAGAAGACUUAAGUAAGAGGAAGAGAAAAUCCCGGAAAAGUCUACAGAGGGAGAAGCUGGAGCAAACCUUUAAGGAAAAAGGAUUUUUGAUUCAAACCCAGCAACUGCAGUCAGCGGAAGGCGCCACGUACUGCAAGUUCAGGCAACUCCGGAAGUUUACGCGAUAUCUGUUUAGGAGUUGGAAAGAUUAUUUGCCAGGCGAGUUGGAUGAGAGAACAGGUGAAGCUGCGAAUCCCCAACCGCCGCCUUCGGAAGGCCCCGUUAGUGAGUGGGGGUAAAGACGUAUAUUUAUAUGACGGUAUAUCCAGACUAUGAUGGUUCCUCGUUAAGUGUGCGUGUCAUAUUGUGUUGUGCCUGUCUUGCUAAUUAGUAAGACAUUAUACAUAUUGACUUGCGUGUUAAAACCUGAACAAUACAAGUGUCUAUCAGAACUUGAAUAUAAGGACUAAUUGAUAAUUGUUUUACUAUAGCCAAAGAAUGUUGUAUACUGGCUGCUAAAGUGCAUUUAACUUUCUGUAGUGAGAUUUUAAAUUAACUUUGGACUUUUGCUACUGAAUUCAGAGGGCUGGUUGUUGAUCGUGUCCGUCCAUUAUUUAUGUAUCGCGGUAAACUUUGUACAUAAACUUGUUUAAUUUAUGAAUAAUCCGUAGUUUACCUUUUAUAGUUGUGCUUGUUAAAUUUCUUUAUCUAUCUGUUAUGCAUUUUAAAACUUUGCUUGAAAGAACAAAUGUCUUUGAUAUGAAUUAGUGAGAAAUCUGUGCCUUUUUAUAAUUCUAAUGUUGUUGUGAGGGUACAAAAUGUACAAAUAACUAGAUUACAAUUAUUUAUGUAGAGAUAGAAAACUAAUGAAACUAGUCAUUUGACACCUCUAAUGUAGGAUUAUUUAAGUAAGUGUUAAUGAGACUCUGCUGAAACUGCAAUCACAGCUAGUUUUAAAUAAGCACUCGGUACAGUCGCGCCUAUUUACAUUUAUACAAUUACGGAAAUAUCUGAACACGGCUCCAAUGUUUUUGAGCAAAUAUAAAAGCAUGUUCAGAUAUUUUUUGUUUGCUUAACUAUGUAUGUCAAUGUAACUGAACGUGACUGUAACUAUCUUAUCAAGUUAUCAUUAUGAACCGCAUUCAAUAUCAAAAGUUACAUUCAUUUUAGGGCUAUAUUUCAUUAUUUAGUUUGUGUAAUAAAGACUGUAAUGGUUGUAGCUUCAGCAAACUCUCACUGUGUUCUCGAAUAAAUGUACAUACAGAAUCGAACAGAGUUAUUCUAGUCAUUAGUGUUAAGGUUUUUUACUUGGUUGUUAAUAUAACAUUUAAUAGAUUAAUAUAAACUGUUUUAUAAUAAAACCACGUUUUGUACUUGAUAUAUUAUUUAUUACAGAAAAGAUAGUUCUGUGAUAAACAAAAGAAAAAAAACAAAAUGCAACGGGAAUGUAAUAUACCAAUUAAACAUUUGAUCUAAUCAUAUUUUGUAUGAUUUCUGUAAUAAAGGAAGGAAGGCCCAUAGUAACAAGGUUACUCAAAUGCAUGCCUUAUACUAGGCAUGUGCCCCUAUACCUUGACACACCCUCAUGAUUGUAAUAUAACAAAUAGUAGAUUUUCCUUACAAGCUAAGCGAAUCGUAUAAAUCUUUCCAAAACAUUCAACAGUCUGCGUCUGCGUACCUUGCGCAUUCUUCACAGAUUAUAUGCUAAAAUCUUGACUGAAUGUAUCGCAAAAUUAGAGUUUAAUCCUAAAAUUUGCCAUGAAAACGAUUUAAAAGCAUUCAGUCAAGAUUAAUUAAGGCACUGAACAACAAUGAUUUAUAAAAAUAACAUUUCAUUUUACACAUUAUAUCGAUAUAAAAAACUAAAGAAACAACUGAUCUGAACAAAUAAGCUCAUUAGAUCAUUAUAGGACAGUAUAGCGCAUAGUUGCUCAGGAACUAAAUUCAAAAUAGAAAAAAAAUACGCUCGGAAUGUAUCCGAAUAACAGGAAUGUUAUCAAUGACGAUCAGAAUAAUUUUUCCUGUGACGGGCCAAUUUGUGUCGUGAGUGGGCGUGACAGUUGACAAUUUACAAGUGAUGAUCGCUAUUUAAUACCAAACACACAAUAAGCAACUAAAACGAAUGGUCCCAACGUUUCGUUGUACUAUCAGUCUGUAAAGCUUUGAAGGAACUUAGUAUUAAAAUUUGACCCACUCACGAGUAUCUAUUUGACACUUUGUGAAUCUUGGCAAGGCGGACGUCCCACGAGAAUCA
This is a messenger RNA of Leguminivora glycinivorella, 4428 nucleotides long. RefSeq lists its product as uncharacterized. The record is from RefSeq and is a predicted model, not a curated record. Lineage: Eukaryota; Metazoa; Arthropoda; Insecta; Lepidoptera; Tortricidae. The transcript has 3 exons. The coding region runs from base 410 to 2473 and encodes 687 amino acids.